UUUUUAGGUGAGAAAUGCGUUAUCCUUUCUAGCGGGAAGAAACAACCACACUACCAGCAAUGGUGUUGGUUUGUGCUUCUUCCACCCUUUCACUCACAAACUUUGUUCCUCUCACUUCUCAGAUUCCAACAACACCUUUUGGUUCCUCUUUCCUAUUCAACAACAGAGUUGCCAAUGUUUCUGUUUUUGUUUGUCAUGCUAAGAAGAAAAUCAGUUUUGUUGAUCGAAUUCUUGAUUACAUUGAAGGAGGUCCUAAAUUGAGGAAAUGGUAUGGUGCACCUGGUCUCCUUGAAAAAGAGGGUACUUCUACUUCAGAUGAUGCUAGUGAAGAUUAUCCAGAAGAUGAAGUUAGGGAUGCAGUCCUGGUAACAGAUGGAGAUAGUGAGAUGGGUCAGAUGGUGAUAUUGUCAUUGAUUGUGAACAAAUCUCGAGUAAAGGCAUUAGUAAAGGAUAAACGAGUUGCUCUUGAAGCCUUUGGAAAUUACGUUGAGUCAAUGGUAGGAGAUACAGGCGACAGCCGAUUCCUCAAGAAAGCUCUACGAGGAGUUAGCACAAUUAUAUGCCCAAAUGAGGGUUUUAUUUCUAGUGUUGGGAGCCUUCAAGGGGUAAAGCAUGUGAUCCUCUUAUCACAGUUGUCAGUUUAUAGUGGUAAAAUUGGAAUUCAAUCUAUGAUGAAAAGCAAUGCAAAGAAAUUGGCUGAGCAAGAUGAGUCUGUAUUGAGUAGCUCAGGAGUUCCUUUCACCAUAAUCAGAACUGGUGAAUUACGAGAUACACCUGGUGGAAAGCAAGGUUUUACCUUUGACAAGGGUUGUGCAGGUAGCGGAAAUAUUAGUAAAGAAGAUGCCGCAUUUGUAUGUGUAAAAGCUCUGGAGUUUGUUCCACAAACUGGAUUCAUAUUUGAAGUGGCCAAUGGGGAAAAUAAAGUUUCAGAUUGGAAAGAGUGUUUGGCUACAUUGAUGGAGAAAUCAAGUCAGCAACCUCUUUCGUGAACAAUCAUAAGACAUGCAGUGAAAAUAUGGCUAUGUUGAUAAAUCAGAACAAAAUUUGAGUUUGUGUUUUGACUCUGUUCUAUUGAAAUUGAAAUGAGUAGUCCAAUCCUCAAUAUGUUGGUUUGUUUACUGCAACAAGUCCAAGUUCCUGUAUCCUGUAUUUAUUUCCAUUAAAAAAAGCGCCAUUUUCACUUUUUCCUUUA
Messenger RNA from Vicia villosa (hairy vetch), 1192 nucleotides. RefSeq lists its product as uncharacterized. The transcript is spliced from 8 exons. The record is from RefSeq and is a predicted model, not a curated record. Lineage: Eukaryota; Viridiplantae; Streptophyta; Magnoliopsida; Fabales; Fabaceae. Gene Ontology annotation, cellular component: chloroplast. Bases 60 to 989 code for a protein of 309 amino acids.